AUGCCAUCUUCAGACUGGAAGAAAACUGGUGUUAAAAUAUUCUUUACUUCAACUGGUGGCUUCUCGUCGUUACCAGGAGGUAAGCCUUCCCAUGCUUUCAGCCUUACAUUUCUGUCUAGGAGACAAGAUACAGGAAAACAAAGGAUCAAAACUAACAUAAUAAAAUUUGUACAAACGUCUACUAACACAUGCACUGCUUCUGGUUGCAUUGCCGCAAUGCUCGACUAUUACCUCGAAUUGCUUGGACCCUUUUUGUACUCCGUAUAAAUUUUGCAUUCAUAAUACGCUUAUACGCCAAAUUACAACAAUAUCUCAUCUAUUCCAAAAAACCUGUAGCAUCUGAAAACAAUCAAAACCUAAUUCUACAAAAAGGUUUUGUUACUUCGACUUGUAUUCUCAUUUCCCUAAAAUGUCAACUUUUCAAACCAAUUAGAAACGAAGUGUAAAUAAAAUUCGAAGACGAAAUAUGGCCAGGUGUUCGCUGCAAAAAGACCGGGAAACUCGAUUCCAGGUUUCACCCAAGUAGCGUUCCAACUAAAUGCUAUUUUAAUUUGUAACCAUUAUGACAAAAGUUUCGUCGACAGCCAACAGUAAUAGACGAUAAAAAUAAGUUUUUCCUGUGGAAAUAUUUUUACAACUUUUUCAAAUUUUUUAAAACCUAUUAUAAGAAAGUUGCUAAGACGUUUCGACGUAUAUCUUACGCCAUUAUAAAGUGAAAUAACAACUAACAGUAGUUAGAGAAAUUAAAGAAAUUUAAGACUUAAAGAAAUUUAAAGUUAACUACUAAUUAGCAUAUAACUGUUCAAUAUAUAGAGAAUGUCUGAGAAAAGUAAACUGACAACAACAAACGGCAAUGGCUACAUAUUGAUAGCACGAAUGACAUGUUAAAAAUAGGAUCCAUACUACUAUUAGGCCUUACUUGCAAAUUGGAAUAACUACAACAGUAGUUAUGAAACCUUUAUAAAAGCCUUGCCACUAAUUAAAUACGACUUCUUCUCUGAUGUAUAACAUUUCAUAAACCAAACAAUCAAUUUUGAUUUUUACAAGAUACUAAAAUUGUCUAUCAGAUCCUUUGAACCACAAUAUAAUAUGGAUUACAUGUGCAUUCUUCAAAUGUUUACCAGUUGAUGUUCUCGCACUGUUAUGCUUUUCAGCGAAUUGGUAAAGACGUCGCGAAGUAUACCACACAUGGUCCGCAUCGCAAAGAGCACGUUUGGAGCGAUACACCACGCAUUGUUCACACAAAUAAAAGGCUUUUUCUCACAUUAAGGUUUUAAAAUCUUUCGACUGACCUUAUUGCUUGUAAAGACGGGUUCAAGCCAAUGUUGCAUCUUAGAACCCUGCUGUAGAAGCUGCUUCCAAUCUGUUUAACCGACUUCUGAUCUUUGUAAGGUAAGGGAACCCUGAUUAUCCGACUCUCCAAAUCGCGAUUGCAUGCGAUCAGUUCUCUUAUCUCCGCGCGGGUAUUCGUUUAGGGCAACAUUAAUAAUGGCAAUUGAACUGUGUGGAGUGAAAUUUGGUCCAAAAUCAAACAGGUGAGCACAAGUUAUAUUCAUUUUAUAGUUAAUAUCUACCGAUAUGUCAUAAUGUUCAUUUGAUAUCUACCGAUUUUGAUAUAUAUCCCCCCCCCCCCCGCCGAUACUCAAAAAAGCGAACAAGCUCAAAUUUGGAGUUGCAGUGAAUCUGAAGAUGUUUAUUUCUAAAAAAAAUGUGAAGAUCGUUCAUCAAUUUCACCAACAACUUUGGUUACAAGUUCAAUAUAAAAAGAUUAGAUCAUUCGUAAUCUGUGCUGUUUAUAGACCUCCUGUCAUGUUUCCUGUUUUGAGGAUUUUUUAAAGCAUUCUUCGACCUACGCCUUACCGCUCAAUAAGUCUGUUAUAAUUCUAUAGGUGAUUUAAAUUGCAAUCUUUUACAACAAAAUAUUGACGGUUUGUCAUUGCUGAAUUUUGCUUCUGAAUUGAACCUCAAGCAAUUGAUUGCUUCACCCACUAGGAUCACUGAAUCUAGUGAAUCAUUAAUAGACGUUGUAAUGUCCUCGACUCCGGAUCUUGUACAGGAAAGUGGAGUUAUUGAAACCUCCAUAAGUGACCAUUUUUCGGUUUACAUGGUACUGAACUUAAAAUUUCCUAAACACCCACGAAGUUACAUCACUGUGCGUAGUUUUAAAAACUAUAACCCUAUGUUAUUUACAGCAGACCUCGUUUCCAAACACGAGACACAACAGCGAGGUGAACUCAAAAUUAUCAAUAUUAAAUGACGCUCUAUUAUCCACCUUACAAACUCAUGCACCAGUUAAGACGAUCAGAGUUCGUAAUCGUCCAUGCCCCUAUAUCCCUCAAAAUAUAAAGGAUUUGAUGGCACACAGGGAUCAACUUCACAGGCAAUUCAAAUUUUCACGUGAUGUCGGAGAUUGGACAACGUAUAAAAACGCGAGACAAUCAGUCAAAAUAGCUCUAAAGAACGCAGAGAAAGAAUAUGUUCGCGGCGAAGUAUUAGCCCAUAAAAACAAUACAACAUCUUUAUGGAAAAUUAUCAAUCGUUGCAUUCCCAGCAAAGAAAGAAAAUGUUAUAGUAAAGAUUCGGAACAGAUUGCAAAUGAAUUCAACCAAUUUUUUAUCGCUGUUGGAGAAAAAACUGCAAACGCUGCAGCUCAAGUAGCCCUGGACAAUCUUAACGGACCAAUUUCAAGCUCCUUUCCUGCAAUAUCACCUGCACAGACCACGCAUGAAAUGUUUCAUUUAACGCUUCGUGUACGUAUAUUAAACGAAUUACCAUGUCUAUGCCUUCAAACAAAACACCAGGACCGGACAAAGUUAGUAUGA
Messenger RNA from Paramuricea clavata, 2822 nucleotides. Lineage: Eukaryota; Metazoa; Cnidaria; Anthozoa; Malacalcyonacea; Plexauridae. The record is from the annotation of a GenBank genome assembly.